Molecule: messenger RNA, 861 nt
Organism: Diutina rugosa
Lineage: Eukaryota; Fungi; Ascomycota; Pichiomycetes; Serinales; Debaryomycetaceae
Exons: 1
Coding region: 1-861 (286 amino acids)
Source: RefSeq, a predicted model, not a curated record
AUGUUGAGAGUCGCUUAUAUUCCAGAACACUUCCUGUCACCUGUGUUUCUUGCACUCAAGCAUAAAUUCUUCAAGCUUCCGAUUGAAUUUGUCCCCGUUAUUGAGGGUACCGGUCGUCUCGUUAAGUUAUUGAACGAUGACAAGGUUGACGUUGCUAUUGGUUUGACGGAAGGGUUCAUUAGUGACAUCGCCAACGGAAAUAACAACAACACAAUCAUUGGGACGUAUGUCAAGUCCCCUUUAUGUUGGGCCAUUUCUACAGGUCUGAAUCGAUCUGACUUGACAUCGAGGGAUCAAUUGAAUGGUGCCACUGUUGGUGUGUCUCGAAUUGGUUCAGGAUCCUACGUAAUGCUGUAUGUGCUUGCCAAUCAGCUCAAGUUUGACAAGGCAUUUUCUUUCAACGUAUUAGACAAUUUCAAAAACUUGCGUGAUGGUGUCAACCAAGGAGUUGCCGAUUUCUUCAUGUGGGAACAUUUCACCUCCAAAAGAUACUAUGACAAUGGCGAAAUUAAGCGAAUUGGCGAAAUAUAUACUCCCUGGCCGUCUUGGGUCAUUGUUGCAUCCAAAAAAGCGUUGGAAGCCAAAGCUGAUGCAAUUGAUGAUUUCUCUCAAGGCGUUAUCAAGGGUAUCGAAUACUUCAAUCAAAAUCCCGAUGAGGCUGUGAAAUGGAUUGCUGAAAACUUGGAUUAUACAGAGGAUGACGCUCGUGAGUGGUUGAAGACCGUUGAGUUUAAUCCAGAUCUUAAAAUCGAUUGGGAAACGGUGGUGAACAAUACGAAAGCCACACUCCAACAGGCGGGUGUCCUCACUGAUUCAGAGGAAACUUUAGACAAACGAUUGAUAGAACUGGUGAGACACUAA